AUGUCUCUCACAGAAGGAGAGCAGCCAUGGACCCUCCAUGCUGGGCUCUAUACGAGACCUCUGUAUGGAUCAGAAUUGUCGCACAAUAUUCUUUCUGAAUUGUUAGACGGCGGAAAUGAAUAUUGCAUGGGAGUGUCCUUUACAUGCACUAUACCUCUGCACGUCCUAGUGCCGUCUAUCCGUAACGCACUGUGCUUCCUAAGAUUUUACUCUCCGCUUCUAGCAGCGAGCAUUGAGAAACACGAUCCGAAUCCGGCCAUUCCUAUGGCAAGGUCUUGGUCUUAUAAACCUGUUUGCACUCUUGAAGAUGCAAAGACAUGGGCGGAAGCAAGCCUCACGGUGCACAGAGCAUCAAUAUCCGACGACGAUUUUGUCCUUUCGAUGAACCAAAUCCGAUUGCCUUACACAGAUCGUGGCGAGCUCAUCGACAAGCAGCAUUUUGGUUGCCACCUUGUUCUACGCGCCAGUGGGGUGCACUCGAUUUUUUUCCACACGGCCCAUUGUCUUGCGGAUGGUUUCACUUCAUACAAUGCGCUCUAUCGCAUUUUUGACCUUAUUUCCACCGAUGCUCAUACAUCAAUCGACACCCUUGAUUGGGGGCAAGAGUGGCGAAACCUUCCCGUCGGUCCUAUCACUGCUACUGGGGGUCCAAAGGACGGGUGGGAAAGUGAAGUAGAGGCCUUGGAUGCUGCAGCACGGCAGGCAAUGGAAUAUCAGCAGUACUCAAAAGGUCUGGUAGCGCAACGAGAUCAUGUUCUUGUGCGAGGGAAAUCCGUCCGCAUCCACCGAGUAUUAGAUUCGAAAAUAUUCAAGGAAAUUCUCAACGCACUGGCGUUGACAGACUUCACUGUCACCCAGCUUCUUGAAGCAGCACAAGUACUUGCUGUUCUACAGGCACAUCAAUCAGAACUCCUUCGCGAGGACAAGGCAAACGUUAUCUUGGACUUCACAAUUAUAUCAUACCUACGAUUUCUGGUUCCGCCUUACAACGGUCGUUCACAUCAUGUCUCAUUUAUGUGCACGGUCCCCAUGGUCGUCUAUGCGACCGAUGUGCCUUGGAACGAAAGUUCAAAAGCACAAUUACUUGCGGUCAUGGCGAGGCUGAGGGAGCAAUACGCGAUCCGGUUGUCUAACAAGCAUCUUCCUCAUAUCGGAUCCAGCCAAAACUUCCAGGAGAAUCCAAAUGCUCUCAUGAUCACCAACCUCCAAAAGGUCGAGGAUAGGCUGCCUCUCAAUUGGCCCUUGGGCUCUCACAACCCAACAGUGCAAAUUUCAGACAUGAGGAUUGGGCUCAGAUUGACAGACUUGGAUCGUCCAAUGACGCAUAUCUGGUCCUUACGUUCUGAAUUACACAUUCAUCUGGCUGCCUGCGAUUUGUAUGAUAAAUCGUACUUGGACAAUUUCGUGGAUAACAUGAUUGCCAUUGCGCUAUCGAUCAUUGAUCGAGACGCUUGAUAGACUCCAUAGUGAAGUCCAAUGUCGACUGUGAGAUUGGUCCUAAUAAUCGACCGGGGCAUAGGAUUUGUGAAUUUGUGGAUGCAGGUAAGGGAAUCAUCCCCGGACUCAGAGGGGC
Suillus clintonianus is the source of this 1573-nucleotide messenger RNA. RefSeq lists its product as uncharacterized. NCBI's taxonomy places the organism in Eukaryota, Fungi, Basidiomycota, Agaricomycetes, Boletales, Suillaceae. The coding region runs from base 1 to 1455 and encodes 484 amino acids. The transcript has 8 exons. The record is from RefSeq and is a predicted model, not a curated record.